CCGGCAAAGCCGCCCGAGGCCGGCGAAGCCAUGGGCGCCCCGACCCCGACCCCGCCGCCGCCCGGCCCCAGAAUUUUGAAGACACUGCUCUGUUGUCUCCUUGUUCACAAUAUGGCUGUUGAAAGGAAGAGAAGUUAAACUUCCAGAGAAACCCAAUGGACAAUCUCCACAACAGAUGGUAACAAAAACUCAUCCAGAUGGGGUGCAAGUGCUGUAAAAUGAUACAAAGCUAUCUCUUCGAUCCAGUUCAAGUGCCCUCCUCUGGCUACGUCAACGAGGUGAACAGCUGCAAGGUGGAUGAAGGGGGCGCUGGUAAAUGGAAAGGCAAACAGGGCAGCCAAGUCCCGGGGCAUCAAAACGAGCUGCAGAGCGAGGGCCUGAAGAGGACGGCCAGCGGGGGCAGAGCUGGCAGCGGGCAGGAGCCCCGCUGGCCUCCCCCGGGAUCGCCCCCUCUGGGGGACACGGUGGGGGGACCCUGCGCGGACAAGGCUGGCAGUGCCGUCAACGGCAUCGGCCCCGCCGCCCCCCCGCAGCCCACUGGGGACCGUGGGCCCCACCAGGGCGAGAGGGGCUCCUGCGUCAGUACCGCCAACAGCGCCCCCCCGACUGCACCCUUCCGGGAAGGCUGGGGCCCCGGCAGACGGGACAGUGUGCUGCUGCCGGCCCUCCGAGAGACCCACGUCGUCCAAAGUGGGGACCCCAGAGCUGCUCUCAGGGCAGAAGGUCCUGCCUUGGAAGUACAAGACCACGACUUCCAGAUGCCAGCCCCAGAUUACCCUCCCCUUCGGGGCUCGGCUGGAGACACAGUUGACUGGGAAGAAAAGGACGGUCUUCCCGAGAGCCACCCUGAGGAGGGACCCCCGGCGGGCCUUCACCCCAGGGCGGGGGGACACGGCUUGAAUAUGCCCUUCCCCUUGAAGAUAAGCUGGGGUUCCUUAAAUGAGGCCGUGGCAACAGAAGCCCUAAGUGUCGGCUUCAAAGAAGAGGACGCUGCUCAGGCCGUGCCCGGGGUCGAUUCGAGAACUGGGUGGGAGGGUGCGCCCGGCUCCACCGCAGACGGGAGUGGGGAUGCGGUGGACGAGGACGCGGCGGUGGCCGAAGCCCUUGCGGCUUUGGAAGCGGCUACUGCAGGAGAAGACGCGGAUGAGGCAGAUUAGGGCCCCCCCGAGCUGGCGUCGCGCCGCGCAUGCGCGGUGCGCGUGCUCCUUGCUCGCAGCUGACGUCGUGCAGCCUUAACGGGCAGCCUCGCCGACUGUUUGCAACAGCGUCCGUUCUGGCGAUUGGCAGUGCCUGCGGCCAGGCCGCUUGUUGCGAAGUAUCGGAAGCCCCGCUGUGUAGACGGGGUGUCACUCAGGAGGCCGGAAUAAAAAUCAGAGGGGACGAUGCGCCGGUGCCCACAGCACAGGCAGAAAUUAAACAGCCUGCUCAUCAACCCACAAACCCCCCUCCGAGAACGCUCGGAAAUCCCAGUGCUGAAUCCCAAGAGUGCAUAAUCACAGAAUGUUCUGUUGGUAAAUUCACUGUCUCGCUUCUGAGAGCCAGACGUUGUACCCAACCCGGAAAAGGUAACUACCCCCACUGAAAGUGCCUCGUGUGUCCCCAGAGCGUGGCUUACCUUCAGGGACGGCCUCCCAGGGAACUAAUAACUAACCACUUGUUUGAUAUCCAGUUAAGCUCAGCAGCAUUUGGGAUGGGGCAGAAGCCACUAGUGAACAAAUGGUUAGUUGUUAGCUGUGAUAUGAAGACACCUUGACCUUAACUUUUUUUACAUUAUUACUUUUUAUUCUCCUUUGGGAUUGGGGAAGCCGGUCAAAAUAAUUCUUAAACCUGCUUGUGACCAUUUGACUUGUAAAUUCAUGAGAUUGGGAACAGUGAAGAGAUCAGAUGGAGUGUUCUAUGCCACUUUAAUGUCUGAUUCUGAUUAAAACAUAACAACAUG
Messenger RNA from Acinonyx jubatus (cheetah), 1939 nucleotides. RefSeq names its product chromosome B1 C4orf19 homolog (gene PGCKA1). Lineage: Eukaryota; Metazoa; Chordata; Mammalia; Carnivora; Felidae. The record is from RefSeq and is a predicted model, not a curated record. The coding region runs from base 198 to 1157 and encodes 319 amino acids. The transcript has 5 exons.